Messenger RNA from Chara braunii, 4408 nucleotides. The record is from the annotation of a GenBank genome assembly. NCBI's taxonomy places the organism in Eukaryota, Viridiplantae, Streptophyta, Charophyceae, Charales, Characeae.
UGCUGAAUAAAAGAGGUAUGCUUGUUUUUUCUUUCUUAUCAAGGAACUUGAAGGGAAAAGUCUGUCAAGAUGUCGCAGGGCGGCGGCGCAUCGGGUGGUCCCAAGAAGGGCCUGACGCUCGAUGACCUCAUUGCGGCCAUUGAGCGGCAUGAAAGGAACCCGAGCAAUAUCCCUAAAGUCGAUACCUUCCAUUUUUGUGGGGAGAGAGUCUCAGAGUGGCUGGAACUGGUGGAACAAGCUCUGGUUGGGCGGUCGGACGUUGUAAAGUUUCAACGCAUUCUUCAGUAUGUCCUCCACAUCUACUACCAGGAAGUGAAGAAAGUCAUAGAUGCGGCUCAAGGUAGCUGGGAGAGGUUCAAGGAGGGGAUGCAGAGGAAAUACCACCUGAGAGAUGGGUUAUUGACUACCGCGGACCUUGAGGCGAUGAACAAAGAGGAUUUUACGACGAUAGGGGUCUUUGUUCAAGAAUUUAAGAAGAGGGCGCAAAAGGUCCAUGGGAUUUCGAAGGGAGCACAGUGCGCCAUCUUCCUGGGGCAACUCACGGAAUCGGAGGCCGUCGAGUUGACGAGGCAUGGAGGAGGUAGCACCAAGCUCACCUGGGCCACCAUUGACAGAGGGGUGGAAGUUGGGUGUUUGAACCAGGUGGAGCAACGUCAGGUACGCUUGCAAAGGCAGAAGAGAAAGGAAAGAGAUGCCACCGCUUCUGGGACCCCGGGGGUAACAAGGAUUGUUACAGACGUAUUGGCACAGCAGGGGUAUGCGACAGAGCCGGUGGUGCAAGGAAGGGUAGUGACGGCUGUCCGAGUGAAAGGAAAGGAGCCGGUGAUAGAGGAGGCUGUUCAAGAAGAACUCUGGGAAGAGGAAGAGCCGGUGCCGGAGCACCUGACAAAGGCCCAGCGCAAAGUGCGUAACUUGGCGCAGGGCGGUCAGGAAGCAGGAAAAGCGCAGGAGCCCCAGGCUUUGACAACAACCCCUUCAAAUGUAGCGGCUCCGUCAUUUAACGAGAGGAGCGGGCUGAUUUCCUCCACUAUGGAUGGGAACAUCUACGAUCAGUUUGGGGAGGCCAUUGAUAGAAGGCUUAGAGGAGUGAGGGCGGAAGCCCAACGAAGGGCGGCAGCUGGGCCGCCACCCCCUGCCAUGUUCAGGCUAUGGCAGGAGAAGGAAGGACCAUCGGUGGAGAUAGAGGAAUUCAGGUUAUGGCAGGAAAAGGAGAAACCACCGAUUGGGGKAGAGGAAGUGAGGAGCGAUGAGGAAGUGACUCAAGGGCUACGAGGAGGAAGUAAGAAGGAGGAGCCCAUAAUCAUUGAGUCAAAUGACGAGAAUGAGGAAGAAAGAAUGAAACCUUCGUCCGUCUUGUUGGGGAAAGUAAAGGACCAGCUGGAUAAGAUAGGGAGGUACCAACAGAAGUUGGUGGGCCUCUGUGAGGAAGUGAGGAAAUGGAAGUCCAACAUCCCCAAGGUGUUCCUCCACGACUCUGGUCCGGAGUCAGCGCCUGGGCGACCCAGAGUAAAUGUGGUGGGGUCGUGCCUACAAUCAGGAAUGAUGGGAAGACCCCUCACUCCGCAGGCGUGGCUGGCACAGGCAGCACGAACGAGAAAUCAAGCCAAAGCCAGCGCCAGCCAAAAACCUCCAAGGGGGGAGCCUGAGCUAGGAAAAAGAAGAGAGGCCGUGGAAGUGGAGGAUGACGACAAUGAGGAGGAAGAGGACGAGAGGCUUCGCAGGGAGGAGGAUCAGAGAGCGGAGCAGCAGGCAAGGAAAAAGGGAGCCAGGGAAGAGGUCGAGCCGGUUGUGCGUGACGGACCGCUCAAAAGGAAGAAGUAUGCGGUUCGGUUGGAGGAGGGGUUUGACGUGGAGAAAGUGAUCGACCGGCUGCUGGAAGGGCAUAACGAUCUCAUGACCCUGAAGGAGAUCCUGGCGUCGGCCCCGCGACUCCGCGAUGAACAGAAGGGGAGAUUGUCGCGGCGCCUGGUGCCCAAUGUCCAUCUGGGUACGAUCCUGCCCAGGGAGGUAGAGUGGGCGAAGUCAGGCACGAAGAUGGAUUGGAAGUGCGUGGCCUGCGGCACAGUGGAUUUAGUGGUAAAAGGCUCCAAGUCUGCAGCAAUGGUGGACACCGGGGCGGAAAUGAACAUCAUCCGGGAGGCGGACGCGAUCAGAUUCGGGAUGGAUAUACACCAUGCGCGGCCGACUGCCUUAGGGGGAGUUCUAAUUCAGGCAGACAUGGAAGGAAAGCAAAGACCCUUGCGAUUUGAGAGUCGGACUCUCUGUACGACGGAGAGGAACUACUCUCAGUUCAAAAAAGAGACCCUUGCCGUCCUCCAUUGUCUGCGAAUCUUUCGGAACUACAUCUUCGACAGGAGGUUUAUUUUGAGAGUGGAUCCGACCUCCCUGACCUACUCUCUAAGGAAUUACGUUCCAUUGGAUCCGACGGUUGCCAGAUGGCUGACGUACAUCUGGAUGUUCAACUUCGAAUUGGAAUGGAUUCCUGGUAGUAAGAACCGGGCGGACGGGCUGAGUCGGAUCAACUGGGAUAAACAGGAAGGGGAGGCGGUGGAGAAUACGCCCCCAGUUGACGGAUUUCUGGAUCAAGAAGAAGAUGUUCGUCUCCAUAUCAACAAGUGGUCGCCGCGAGUGCCCAGUUGUGUAGGCUAUCCUAUCUGGCAAGCGCCGAAUGGGUAUGAAAGGAGGGCCGAGCUAGUCCUCAAACCUUUUGAAGAAGAGGAUCCUUGGGGUGGUAAAGAUGUUCAGUGGAUGAUGGAGUUAGCGCUGACAAGCUCACAUAGCCUAGUGGAGGAUAUGAGGACGAUUAUGGAAGGGCCUGGCCAGGUAGAACGGCAUGGGGACCUGAUGGGAGGAAUGUAUCUCCUCAUCAACACGUUAUUGCAGGAAAGCCUCGACCAGUCAGGCUCGUUGAACCCGACAGGGAAUGUGGACGAAGUGUCCGGGAGCCAGAACGACGAGUUCGAGGAAGGGGAGAUUAAGGAGGCCUUUCGUGCAGAGGAGUAUGAUGAGAUCUACCUAGAGUUGGGACUUCUUUUGUCCUGCGAAAUGCGGCUAAGGGAUGCAAGCGAUAGGGCUCAGAGGAUGCUGCAACGCUAUUUAGUGCGAGACGACCACCUUUUCGUGAGAAGAGAAGUGGGGAAUCCAGGAGAGUUGUUUGCGGUAGGAAUCGUCAGAUCAACGUCUGACUUUACGAAGACAGCCAUGCCAAGAGGAGGGAAGGGGACACGGCCGCCUCAGAGGCCGUUGGGAGCAUCAGGAGGAUAUGAGCGGCAUGGGCCUCGCCAUCGAGACAGUACUCCGGUGUACGACGAUGGGGACAUCGAGCUAUUCCUGGACAACUUUUGGGAUCAUGCGAGGCAUAUGGGCUGGACCGUGGCCCAGGCGAUUGAGAGGCUGAGGGGAGCAGGCAGGUUCGAGGAACCCAUUACCAGGAUUCGUAGGGAGGCGACGAAGAGGCAGGAGGUGGAGACGAGGAUGCAGGAGUUGCGACCUUCGCCUGUGGGACCAGAUGGCAGGCGGAUCCGCCUAGAGAUCGAAAAUGCGGCAAAUUUUAUUCCUGCUUUCGAGUGAUAUUUCUCGGUGGAGAGCAUCGCCUCGGGGCGAGGAGCAUGGAGAGCAGGCAGAGGAGGUGUCACGAGAGGAGGUGCCACAGGAGAGGAGGUGUCACGGGAGGAGGUCCAGGAUACUCAGCAAGAAAGAGGGCUGGGCAAUGAGGGGAGACAUGCGGGGAAGGAAGUGAUAGAGGUUGGAGAGGACACGCCCCCACAGACGCCAGUGGUGGGUUUGAGACUCGGGGAUGCACCAGGGAGCACUCGCCAGGCAGGGGAGAGGUUGCAGAGAGAGGAGGCCCCAUUGCCUUCAUUAGAAAAGGCCCCUUCGCCAGAAGGGAGAGCAGAAAGGAGGAGAGAGAGGACAACUGUAAGGAGAAAAGCCUUGACCCUGAUUGACAGGCACCUAGCAGCUUAUGCACUGGAGCACACCGACCUGGAAGAGCCGGCACCUGCAGAGCCGCGCCAGGAGCCGUGGCAGCCCGAGAAGGAGAUGGAGGCAGAGAUCCCGAAGAGGGUCGACCUCCACACGAGGGAAAGGGCGCCAGCUGGAGAGACAGCAGAGAAAAAAAGGGCGAAAAGAACCAGGAGGAUAGACGAGAUAUGGCAGGAGAGGCAGAGGUUGGAGGUAGCGGGGGAGCUUCCAGAACAGCAGCAGGAGAGGCAUAGAUCGAAGGCAGCAGGAGCACUCCCAGGUCAGCCAUCCAGCGCGCCAGUUAGGACCCCGGAGAUCCCUGAGAUGUGGAAGGACUUCUGAGAGCAAAGAGGAGAGGAGCUUCCCUCGCCAGUCAGAGUCGGGUUUGGGGUGGCCAGGAAGGCGGAAGAGAGGUUAGAUCGCAAAAUCAAGUUCCUGGCCAAGA